This is a messenger RNA of Batrachochytrium dendrobatidis JAM81, 724 nucleotides long. RefSeq lists its product as uncharacterized. The record is from RefSeq and is a predicted model, not a curated record. The coding region runs from base 30 to 605 and encodes 191 amino acids. Gene Ontology annotation, molecular function: DNA-binding transcription factor activity, RNA polymerase II-specific; RNA polymerase II cis-regulatory region sequence-specific DNA binding. Lineage: Eukaryota; Fungi; Chytridiomycota; Chytridiomycetes; Rhizophydiales. Gene Ontology annotation, biological process: regulation of transcription by RNA polymerase II. Gene Ontology annotation, cellular component: nucleus. The transcript has 3 exons.
GAGAGCGAUAUGCCGAGAUUGAGCGUGAAAUGGGACGCAGCGAUAUUAAAAAGCGAUGGAAAAAACUUUUGGCUGCUAGCAACGAAACCAUUAAAUCGGGUCGAUGGUCUGAAGAAGAGAUUCAAAAACUUGGAGAAGCUGUAAAUCAUGUUCUUGUUAGAGACAAGUUGCCAGCUUCAUCCAAUCUUAUACGCUGGCGAGACGUUGCCAAUAUGGUUGUCACCCGUACUGAUAUUCAAUGCCGAACAAAAUGGAAUCUGUCGUUUCAAUCUGGCAAAAAAGCCGUUUCGGUAGUACGUUCAUUUGAAUACGAGGAUUAUGCUUCUUUGUUAACCCGAAUGUCGGCACUUUGCUCUGCUGCAAAUGACGAAACUGAGAUUGUAUGGGAGAUGCUGGUUGGUGAGAACGAGCCUUGGAAUGCACAAUAUCUCAAAACCCGUUGGUCAUAUCUAAAAGGCGUGGUGCCUGUCCAUGAACUCACCAUGCGUACCUUUUCUCAAAUCAUUGACUACUGUUUCGACAACCUUGUGGAGUUGAUUGAUCGUCGUUCUCGCCUAAUAUCUACCAGUGAAUUCUUGGUUAAUACCGAAGAUAUGGAGGAAUAAUCAAGCUAUGCCAUGUCCACUAUCUAUUUGUCAUUACCGUUUCAAAUACGACUAUUAUGUAGCGACUGAGAAGUGCUGAAUCUGUGCCCAUAAUAUAUAGCGCUUUUAUUUUAUUUUCU